CGCCGGGUCUGGCCGGGCGCAGAGCCAGCCGCGUCAACACCGCCGGAGCGUCGCGGCGGAGCAGGCAUCCUAGCGGCAGGGCCAUGCUCACGUUCAUGGCCUCUGACAGCGAGGAAGACGCGUGCAACGAGCGGACGUCCCUGAUGUCAGCCGAGAGCCCCGUGCCUCGCUCCUGCCAGGAAGGCAGGCAGGGCCCCCAGGACGGAGAGGAUGCCGCCCAGCAGGGAAGCCAGGACCCCGGGGAGGACCAGGAGGAGGACCCUGACCGCUACGUCUGCAGUGGGGUCCCCGGGCGGCUGCAGGGCCUGGAGGAGGAGCUGACCCUCAAGUACGGGGCGAAGCACGUGAUCAUGCUCUUCGUGCCCGUCACGCUGUGCAUGGUCGUGGUGGUGGCCACCAUCAAGUCCGUGCGCUUCUACACGGAGAAGAGCGGGCAGCUCAUCUACACGCCCUUCACCGAAGACACGCCCUCGGUGGGCCAGCGCCUGCUCAACUCCGUGCUCAACACCCUCAUCAUGCUCAGUGUCAUCGUGGUCAUGACCAUCUUCCUGGUCGUGCUCUACAAGUACCGCUGCUACAAGUUCAUCCACGGCUGGCUGAUCAUGUCCUCGCUGAUGUUGCUGUUCCUCUUCACCUACAUCUACCUCGGGGAAGUGCUCAAGACCUACAACGUGGCCAUGGACUACCCGACGCUGUUCCUGGUCGUCUGGAACUUCGGGGCGGUGGGCAUGGUGUGCGUGCACUGGAAGGGCCCGCUGGUGCUGCAGCAGGCCUACCUCAUCAUGAUCAGCGCGCUCAUGGCCCUGGUCUUCAUCAAGUACCUCCCGGAGUGGUCCGCCUGGGUCAUCCUGGGCGCCAUCUCUGUGUACGAUCUCAUGGCUGUGCUCUGCCCCAAGGGGCCUCUGCGGAUGCUGGUGGAGACCGCCCAGGAGCGAAAUGAGCCCAUAUUUCCUGCCCUGAUAUACUCCUCCGCCAUGGUGUGGACAGUGGGCAUGGCCAAGCUGGACCCCUCCUCUCAGGGGGCCCUUCAGCUCCCCUACGACCCAGAGAUGGAAGAAGACUCCUUUGACAGUUUGGGGGAGCCCUCGUACCCGGAAGUCCUUGCGCCUCCGCUGCCUGGCUCCCCAGGGGAGGAGCUGGAGGAAGAGGAGGAAAGGGGCGUGAAGCUGGGCCUCGGGGACUUCAUCUUCUACAGCGUGCUGGUGGGCAAGGCGGCGGCCACGGGCAGCGGGGACUGGAACACCACGCUGGCCUGCUUCGUGGCCAUCCUCAUCGGCCUGUGCCUGACCCUCCUGCUGCUCGCCGUGUUCAAGAAGGCGCUGCCCGCCCUGCCCAUCUCCAUCGCCUUCGGCCUCAUCUUCUACUUCUCCACCGACAACCUGGUGCGCCCCUUCAUGGACACGCUGGCCUCCCACCAGCUCCACAUCUGAGGCGCCGCCUGGGCUGGGACCGUGCCGCUGUGUAGUCUCACACUCUAGUGCCAUAUCCUCUUAAGACUUCCAUUUCCUUAGGAAAACGUAAACGAGAAUAAAAGUACCGUGUUCCCUUCGUGGAGAAGAACCGCCUUUGGUGCUAGUUUUGCCACCAGACCGAGGCUCACCCUUCCCGAACGCUGGCGCGCUGACGGGAAACGGACGUCCAUCCAGAGGAGCGGGAGGGGCCGCGACGGGGCCGGCGCCUCGGAGCCGGGGUGUCCCGGCCGAGACGGAGGAAGAGGAACGAAGGCAGGCGUGGAAGGAAGGCGCACGCACAGCAGGCCCGGGGCUCCCGCAGGGCGGCACCAAGCACCUGCCACUCUGGCCAGAGAAGAAAAGCCCAUUUCUCUGUGAGGAAUGUUCCAGUGCUUGUCUGGGACGUCGUUAUUUUAUUACCUUUAGAAACCAAGUCCUCAUCGUGUUGCAGCAGUUCUGCUGGGAAGUGGCUUAAUAUUAAUAUCAAUAAAAGAUGAAUCCUGUUGGA
This is a messenger RNA of Eptesicus fuscus (big brown bat), 1959 nucleotides long. RefSeq names its product presenilin 2 (gene PSEN2). The record is from RefSeq and is a predicted model, not a curated record. Gene Ontology annotation, biological process: Notch receptor processing; amyloid precursor protein catabolic process; calcium ion transport. The coding region runs from base 84 to 1430 and encodes 448 amino acids. NCBI's taxonomy places the organism in Eukaryota, Metazoa, Chordata, Mammalia, Chiroptera, Vespertilionidae. The transcript has 11 exons. Gene Ontology annotation, cellular component: cell surface; perinuclear region of cytoplasm; neuromuscular junction. Gene Ontology annotation, molecular function: aspartic endopeptidase activity, intramembrane cleaving.